Molecule: messenger RNA, 2097 nt
Organism: Penicillium griseofulvum
Lineage: Eukaryota; Fungi; Ascomycota; Eurotiomycetes; Eurotiales; Aspergillaceae
Product: peroxisomal copper amine oxidase
Exons: 2
Coding region: 1-2097 (698 amino acids)
Biological process (GO): amine metabolic process
Molecular function (GO): primary methylamine oxidase activity; quinone binding; copper ion binding
Source: RefSeq, a predicted model, not a curated record
AUGGCAUCUGCCCCUGAUACUGAGUCAAUCCCUGGCUAUACAAUCUUCCGUGAGGGGGAUUAUGAGAGUGUUGCUGCCACUGCCAUGCUGCCACAAGCCACCCCGCACCCGUUAGAUCAACUUUCUAUUAAGGAAAUCCCCGAGGCAGCAAAGAUCAUCCGAGAUUAUGCCAACCCCAAGUCUAUCAAGUUCAACUGCCUCACACUCCGUGAGCCCCGCAAAGCGGAAUACCGCGCAUUCCGUGCUGGUGCCGUCCCAGCUCCUGCCCGUCGUGCUUUUGCCAUUGUCAUCGUGCGCGAAACAAAUAAAAUUGCAGAGGUAGUGGCCAACCUCGCCACCGGCAGAGUUGAGGAUUGGAAGGACGUUCACGACGUUAUGCCUACCCUCACCCUGGAGGAUCUCGACGUGAUGGAGCGUGCUGCCCGCAAGGACGCCCGCGUCAUCCGUGCCUGCAAGGACAUCGGUAUCACCGAUAUGAGUAAGGUGUUCUUUGACGCAUGGGCUAUCGGAAUCGAUGAGCGCUGGGGAUAUGAGCACCGCCUCCAGCAGGGUCUAGCUUAUUAUCGCAACUCUGAGUUCGAUAACCAAUACGCCCAUCCUCUGGAUUUCAGUGUUGUUGCCGAUACCGAAACAGAAGAGGUCCUCAGCGUUGAUAUUCGCUACGUGAACGGCGAGCGGACUGCUGUUCCUCUCAAGGAACACAACUAUCUGCCAGAAUUCAUCGGUGACAAGUACAGACAUGAUCGCUUGAAGCCUAUUGACAUCACUCAGCCUGAAGGUGUCUCUUUUAAGGUCCGCGGCAAUGAGCUAACCUGGGCCAACUUUAAGAUGCAUAUUGGCUUCAACUACCGUGAAGGGAUUGUCAUUUCCGACGUGAGAACGCACGACAUGUAUGAGGACCGCGAGCGCACUCUCUUCAACCGUAUCUCUGUCGUUGAGAUGGUUGUUCCCUACGGCUGCCCCGAGAAGCCCCACCAGAAGAAGCACGCUUUUGAUGUCGGCGAAUACGGCACCGGUCUGAUGACAAACUCCCUAAAGCUAGGGUGUGACUGCAAGGGUGCCAUUCACUACAUGGAUGGUGUUAUGUCUACAUCUAAGGGUGAGGCCGCCGUAGUUAAAAACGCCAUCUGCAUUCACGAGGAAGACAAUGGUCUCCUUUACAAGCACACCGACUUCCGGGACGGCACGGUGAUCUCUGCCCGUGACCGUAAGCUCAUCGUCUCCCAAAUUAUCACUGCCGCCAACUACGAGUACGGCUUCUACCACACCUUCACAUUGGAUGGGACCUACAAGCUGGAGGUGAAGCUGACCGGUAUGCUGAACACAUACUGUAUGCACCCAACCGAAACCGCCGCUCCCUUCGGUACAGAAGUCGCACCCUCCAUUACCGCACACAAUCACCAGCACCUAUUCUCCCUCCGCAUCGAUCCUGAAAUUGACGGCCAAAACAACUCCGUCGUCCAAAACGACGCUGUCUCCUCCGAAGCGGCCGUCGGCUCCCCAGAGAACCCAUACGGAAACGGAUUCUACAGCAAGAAGACCCCCCUCCGCACAGCACUCGAGGGCGCAGCCGACUACUGCUACGAGACGAACCGAUCAUGGGACAUUAUCAACCCAAACCGCAUGAACACCAUCGCGAAAAAGCCCGUCGCCUACAAGAUCCUCAACAACAACUGCCCCCCUAUGCUAGCUAAGCCAGGCAGCACCGUCUGGAAGCGCGCCGCUUUCGCCCGCAAGCCGCUCUGGGUUACUCCUUACAAGGACUAUGAGCUCUUUCCAGCUGGUGACUACGUCUGCCAGUCUGACGGCUCUGAGGGACACCCUCACAAUUCGACCAUCGCUGACUGGGCGCAGCGGGAUGGAAACAUCGAGAACACCGAUAUCGUCUGCUACAUGCAAUUCGGGUUGACGCACUUCCCGCGUACUGAGGAUUUCCCCGUCAUGCCUGCCGAGCCGGUUAGCAUUAUGCUGCGUGCGUCGAACUUCUUUGAGAAGAACCCUGGUCUCUGGGUGCCGCCUUCCGCGAUUUGUGUCGAUACCCAGUCGAAGAAUGCGUUUCCUUCUGCUUGUUGUGCCCCCAGCAAAUCACGGAUGUGA